ACAAGGAUAAUAAUAGUAUUUGGGGAUGAUAGGCAUAGCGUUAUUUUUUAUAAGUUAUUAUGUAUCGCAGUGGUUUCUAAUCAGUGGUGUACAGCAUCAGUGGUAGUAGAUUACUAUUAUAUACUGGGGAGUGCUAAACCUGUAAGGGUCAUAUAGCUCCUGUAGGAAUGGAAAUCAAUUAGCUUCGAUCCAACGAAAAGGAAGGACAAGUCCAAUUCCCUAGAUCAGGAGCCCGUCACCAGCGUCAAGGAACCUCCCGUGAGGGGCCUGACUGCGGUAGUCACAUAUUACCCAUAUACCAUCAGUGACGAAUAUUUUAAUCCAUAAAAUAAACAGUAAACUGUUAGUGUAUAUGAACUCAGAUACAGUAUACACCUUUGGGUGUGUAUACUGUCAGAUUCCUGAAUAUUAAAAAAAUAACAAUCAAGCAGCAGUUCCAAUCUUUAGUACAGAAUUAAUGUUUAUGUGCAUUAAUGCUGUAAAAUACAUUUUGAUUACACUUCUUUAUGUUAAAUAAUGUUCUAAAUUUACACUUAGUAAAUUUAAAAUAUCUUAUAAAUAAUGUACUGCACAUUAUUGUAUCAGUACUGUACUCUUCAAAUUGCAAUGUUUUUGUCUUUCAAAAAAUCCUAUAUAUGCUGUAUCUACCCUAUUGCAAAUAUUUUGUUUAUUUUUCAUCAGUGGUAUAACUUCUAAAAGCUGGAAACCACUACUAUACUUAACCUAUUUAUGUAUUAUAUGUAUUAAAUUUAUGAGAGAAUUAAUACAUAUUCAGUCGUUAAAGAACUGCUUGUAUGAAUAUAAGAAAGCCAAAAACACAUUCUACAGAAUGAGUGCAGUACUGGUUGGUUGGGAUACUAGGUUUUUUAAAGCCUGUCAGUUGCACCUUUACCUUUGAUAUACCUUUAAUGAGUUCUGAGUUUUUCUACUCACGAAGACCCAUAGGAUGUAUACACCACUAGUCAAGAAUAUAUGUAUGUUCUGAUGAGUAUCACUCUUGAUGUGUAUAUGCUGAGACAAACAGUGCAUGUAUACAAGGAGAAGUGUAUGUCUUAGUAUAUAGAUUGAAUUUACUUUAAUCCUAUAUUGGAUAUUAAUUUAAAGUAUCCAUGACUUGUAGUGUACAGGUAACAUGCAGCUUAAUGACCAUUCGUGCAGUAGACAGGUUUGAAGCCUAAUGAACCAACCAUUUAGUAACCCAGCAAUUUCCAUUAUUUUUUUAAAUAAUCGAGAAUGUGAAACUGGCAUAAAUCUGUCUUACAUUUCAGCUACAUAUAGCUGUCUUUAUAUUUAUAAAAAACAUAUCUAUGAACAUUUAGUCUAAUAACGUCUUUAACUAUGACAUCGUUAGCUACAAAGCUUCAUUCUGUCUAUGCAUUUUUGUUUAUUUUUGGCAUUAAAAUAUCGAUUCGAGAUAAAAUUGUGCUAUGUGGCAACUUAAAAAUGUGAACGAUAGGCGAGAAGUGUGUAACGCGUUCAGUGUGUUAUCAGCCGCUGAGGGUGGAUGUCAUUAGCCGCUGAGGGUGGAUGUCAUCAGCCGCUGAGGGUGGAUGUCAUCAGCCGCUGAGAGUGGAUGUCAUCAGCCGCUGAGGGUGGAUGUCAUUAGCCGCUGAGGGUGGAUGUCAUCAGCCGCUGAGGGUGGAUGUCAUCAGCCGCUGAGAGUGGAGUGUUGUUUGGUGAUUGCGCUAUAUUGUUUUUCAGAGGAAAUGGCAGACGGGGGCCAGGAGAUAGAAGAAGUCUUGGUACCAGAACUGGUACUGCCUCAUGGCUUGACCGCAGACACCCUAGCUACAUUGAUGACAAGUAUACUGCUUCGCCAAGUCUAUUGUCAGGCUUGCCCUUGGGCUCAGUGGCUUCUUCUAGCAGCACUGGAAAUUCUACAUGGCCAUCCUGUUCCAAAGUUAGAUGCACAAACACUUAUCAUGUUGCAAAGAACAGAUAAUAGAGAAGGCCCAAAAAAGAACUCAAAUUCUACUAAUGGUUUGAAAGAAAAUUCUCCUGAGACUAGCUCUAUCAAAGAGCAUGCAUCAGAAGGGAAAAUGUUGGUUGGUGAAUAUAUAGAUCACAAAGAAAUGAAAAAGAACUCCAAAUAUAGAAAAAGACAAAAGGAUAAUUUAGAUAUCUCUAGUGAUCAGAUGUCAGACAGACAAUUGUGUGUAGGCAGUGAUAUUGAUGUACAGAGAACCCCAAUGAACAUUGGAAAAGACAUUGGUGUACAAACAGUCUCCAGCAUGACCAAGGACUCUAGUGUACAGACAAUCCCUAGUAUGGGCAAGGACUUUGGUAUACAGACAACCCCAAAGAUCAUGGGUAGAGCUGUUAACAAGUGGGUGCAGGUGAAGAAAUUUAGACAAAUUUCUCAAAGUAUUCAGACUGAGGAAUCAUUUUGUAGCAUUAAACAAUCUAUAAAAUCCACACAUGAUGAAGAAUCUCAAACCGAGAAUCUUGAAACAGUGAAAAACAUCUGUGAUAAAGAAACACAAACACUAAUUGAAAAAUCAGAAUCAAGGUCAAGAGAAAGAAAAAUGUCUUUUGAUUCUAAAUGGAGGUUGUCUCAUAUAUCUGAUUUACCUAAAAGAAGAUACUGCAGUGGUGUCUUGUCUGAAACCAAGAGAAAAAAUGUGCAAAGAGAGCAUUCAGGAAAAGAGAAAGGGCAUGCAUAUUUUUUUCAUUCUUCCAGGUCUCCGGAACAUUUGAGGGAUAAAAAUCAUGAACUAACAGUGAAUGGUGAUUCGGAUUUGAGCCUCCCAUAUUCAGUACAAGAGAGCCAUUUAAUCAGUGAUGCCAAAAAGAGUGAACUUGAUAUCCCAUUGUUUCAUGGUAGACCAUUAAUAGGAUGUAAGAGUGAAAAAAAUGCUGCUGACAUUCCUUUGGAUCCUGUGAAUGGAAUAGAAAGUUUAUUGCUUGAAGAUCCUCGUUAUACAGAGAACUGAUAUGCCUUCAUAACUUUCCUAUGGAGUAAAAUAUAAAUAUUUUAAUUUGUAUUCACUACAUGAAAAUAUUAUAACAACUUAUUAGAAACAAAUAAUGUAUUUUAAAAAUCCAGAUCCAGAUCUCCAGAUCUAUCCAGAUCCAGAUCCAGAUCUAUAUUUACAGCUUAGUUGUGAUAUUUGAACAGCCCAUAUUAUGUACAAUAUUAUGAGCAGAUACAAAAUAACUGGAAUAUUUUCAUGGAAUGAUCAUUACAAACAAGUGCUUUCAACACAGCACAGUUAGAACCUUUCAGUAUACAUACAGGUAAUGUGUAUUUGUCAUUAUUCACUUUUGUUUAUUUACCCUAGGUCCAUCUAAUUUAGAAAUAUUCCACAGUAUGUGUGUGUGUGUGGAGGCGAAUGCACAUAUUCGUUACCUUCUCUGUCCUAAUGAAUGUUUUUAAGUUGUGCAUGUGAAGGAAAUGUUGAGAUUAACUAUUAUGGUACUUAAAAAAAUAAUGAAAAAAUUUUGAUGGGACAUAUGACAUCUGUCCUUCAGUUUUGUUUCCUUUUUCACCUGUCCCUUCUUUGUCCUAUCACUCUUUCACUUUGUUACUUUUUUGUUCCUGGCUUUUGUGCAGGUACUUCAUGCCAGAAGUUCAUAAGCUCUGGUUCUCUGUGUAUCACUCUAGUCAGAUUCAGUAUAUUGGAAGUUCAUGAGUAGCACCUAGGUUCUGGCUCUAUAAUUGGAGUCAGGUGAUGUACAUUGGAAGUUUGUGUGUAGCCCCUAGAUUGAUAAAGGAUUGAGUAGAUUUACCAGGUUAGUAAGGAGAAGAGGCCAUAGUGUGCAUUAUAAGGAAUUAUUUAUAUUUUUUAUACUUUUACCUCACCAUGCAGUUUUUUUUUUUAACCAUUUUACUCUUCCACAUCUUUCAUUUCUUCCAUUGUAAUCUUCCACUUCAGUCUCUUACUUCCUCCUCCUGUCACUUUCUUUCUUCUCUUCAAUUUAACUUUACUCUUCUAGCUUCUCUUUCUUGUGGUAUAAAGAUACAAUAUACAAAACAAGUUUGUAUUGGAAUUGUUUUUCACUCAAUUUUCAUUAUUAUUUUAUAUUUUGUGAAACACUAAACCUAUGUUGAUUCAGAUCAUUCGUAUUCUAAUCAUGAAAUAGACAUGCCACUUUUGCAGUCAGUCAGGCUAAAGGAGAAAAUUUAUUGUCACUCACCCUUUCUCCUUCCAUCUCUUUUUUCCUCCACUCUCUUCCCUUUUCCUGUCUGUUUCCUUCUCCUAUUUCUUGCUUUGCCAUUCCUUCUCUUUCUCUUCCAUCUCCUCAUGACCCAUUCAGGCUCAGUGUUUCGUUUUGAAUACAUAUACAGUACCGCAAUAAUGUUAUAAUAAGAAUUUGCCUCCUGUCUAUUCUUCUAUUACCCUUUCCUGUAUCUUCCCUAGAGCUGUCUCUGCAAGUAAGACACAAUAUGCAGUUAUGGUAUUUUAUUGAGAUGUUUUGCCCACUAUGGAUGAUACAAUCCCUGGUGGAUGAAAUCUUUUCAUAAAUAAAAUGUUCUAACCCACGCAUUAUGUCUGAUUGACUGUAUAUUCUGCCUCUUUCAUACUCUUCUAUCUGUAUCUUUGCCCGUACAUCUUUUUUCUCCUCCUCUCCCUCUAAUGCUUCUCCAUCCAUGUUUCCCUUCGCUAUGUUCCCCCAUCUCUUAUCUCUUUUCCCUUAUCCUCCGUUUUGUUCUCUACUUUUUCUCUUCCCUCCAUUUCUUCCAUCUUGCUCUUUCAAAACUUAUCUUCUCCUUUUCUUCACUCCUGCUCCCCUUUUUUCUUAUUUAUCUUUUCCUUCCUUUUCCUCUAUUCUCUUUUCCUAACUCCAACUAUAGUGUAUCAUGAUCCCUCCUCUCUCUCUCUUUUUUUUUUUUUUUUUUUUUUUUACACAGGGUUUGACAAGGUUAAGGAUCCCUAGCUUUAUUGACAAGCUAUUUACAGGUUAAGGAUUCCUAACUUUAUUGGCAAGCUAAGAGCUGUUACCUACAUCAGCUCAUUUGAAAGCAUUUUUAUUGUUAUGAAACAUACAAGUAGGGAACAUGAUGAAGUUGGAGCCAUCUGUGGGCCAGCAUUUUCAUUUGAUCAACUGACUUUAUCUCGUUGACAUCAUUAUGCUGUACGAAUGUGUUCCAUACUCGAGUCAUCCUGGGUAUAUAGGAUCUCAGAUGGAGUGAAGUUCUGGAGAAGGGUACAGCCAGAGUGAAGUUGCUGCUUUCUGCCCGUCUUGUGGCAUAAAAGCUUGUUUCACGCUGUCCUCGAAGUGGAUCUCUCCCCUCUCUCUCUCCUCUCUCUCUCUCCUCUCUCUCUCUCCUCUCUCUCUCUCUCC
Cherax quadricarinatus is the source of this 5286-nucleotide messenger RNA. RefSeq lists its product as uncharacterized. NCBI's taxonomy places the organism in Eukaryota, Metazoa, Arthropoda, Malacostraca, Decapoda, Parastacidae. The record is from RefSeq and is a predicted model, not a curated record.